Messenger RNA from Hippocampus zosterae (dwarf seahorse), 2770 nucleotides. RefSeq names its product zinc finger protein 64 homolog (mouse) (gene zfp64). The transcript has 6 exons. Bases 239 to 2050 code for a protein of 603 amino acids. The record is from RefSeq and is a predicted model, not a curated record. Lineage: Eukaryota; Metazoa; Chordata; Actinopteri; Syngnathiformes; Syngnathidae. Gene Ontology annotation, biological process: regulation of DNA-templated transcription. Gene Ontology annotation, molecular function: DNA-binding transcription factor activity, RNA polymerase II-specific; RNA polymerase II cis-regulatory region sequence-specific DNA binding.
GUCUCGGAAAGCCGUAAACCUCCCGCAGCAUGUCGUAAAAUACAACCGAGGCAGUAUUUUUUCUUCUGCACUCUACGCACUACAAAUGUUCAUUUCAUCCGAUAUUGUUAAUGCGAUCUCCUUUUGGCACCAUGACGAAAGAAGUUGGCCAGAGUGCUGUGACUCGAGCUGAAGCAAACGUGUUUCCCGAGUGAGGAGCCAAAAGAUGGCUUGAUGUGUUGCAAAAAUAAACUCAACAAUGGCAACCUACACAGACGCAGAAGGACAUAAUCUGGUGGUGGAGGUGAGCCCCGACAUCCACAUCUGUGGAUUCUGCAAGCAACAGUAUAACAAUUUCGAGGUGUUUCUGGCCCACAAGAAGAGUGGAUGUUCACUGCCUACGCGUGACACCUCAGCCACGGCUGCAGAAGCUUCCUCUAUUCCAGGCAUUGAGGUAGUUUUAGGGGAGACCUUCCAGACGUGUGUCCUGAGAGGGGUUAAGAAGAUCCUGACCAAACCGCAGAAGACCAAAAAGCUAAAAGGCGCAUUGACGUCCAAGAGGUACAGCUGUUUUUUCUCAGGCUGCACCUUUAAGACACAGUAUGGGCAAAAAGACAUGGAGCGACACCUUAAAACUCACACCGGUGAGAAGCCGUUCGAGUGCGAGCUGUGCCACAAACGCUUUAGCCGGCGGGACAAGCUCAACAUGCACAGCCGCUCGCACACGGGCGAGAAGCCUCAUAAGUGCAAACUGUGCCCCUAUGCGGCGGCCGACAGCAGCAGCCUGAAAAAGCACUUGCGAAUCCACUACGACGAGCGGCCCUUCAAGUGCCAGAUUUGUCCCUACGCCAGCCGUAACUCCAGCCAGCUCACCGUGCACCUGCGCUCACACACCGGAGAUGCACCCUUCCAAUGCCAGCAGUGUGACGCCAAGUUUAAGAUCAACUCCGACUUGAAGAGACACAUUCGGGUCCACUCGGGAGAGAAGCCUUACAAGUGUGACCUAUGCGAGUACCGCUGCGCCAUGAAAGGUAACCUCAAGUCUCAUGUUCAGAUCAAACACAGCACAGAAAACGCCUUCCGCUGUGCCCAUUGCGAGUUCACGUGCGCCAACAAGAUGGCGCUACGGCAGCACUCGCGCCAGCACAGGCCCGUUCAACCCAUGCAGUGCUCAAAGUGCACGUACUCCUGCGCCAGUCGCGGGGCACUAAAAGUCCACGAGAGGAUCCAUUCUGAGGAGCGUCCCUUUAAAUGCGACUCGUGCAACUAUGCCUCGAAGCAACGCAGCAAUCUGGUCAUCCACAAGAAGAGGUUCCACUCGGACACACCCGAAAAGGGUGGCGGGAAAAAGGCGGGCGAUGACCCCCCGAAACCCAUCAGCUCUCGUUACCGAGCCAAGCUGGACGCCACUCGAGCCUUCAGUUGCGACUCGUGCAGCGCAUCGUUUGUGAGGGAAGACUCGCUGAGGAGUCACCGGAAGCAACACAGAGAGACGCAGAAUCCGCUGCAGGCGCAAGUGACCGGCCCUCUUGCCCAUGAGAUGUCACCGCGUGACAACACUCAGUUGGACGGCCCGCUCCAGGUGGACUCCUUGGCCCCUUACAAUAGCACGCAGUUGAAAAUUAUCGUGUCUUCUGCGGAGAGCCCCAACAAGAUGGUUCUGUUGAGUCCAGAACACCAGGACAUGGUGGUGAACUCCAUGAUCCAGCAGGUCAACCUGCUGGCACCCGUGCAGCCACCUGGGUCGUCCCAAAACGCAGAAGCCACUUUUGUACCCCAGACGGUCCUCUUGACACCGCUCCUCUCAGCCGACGACACCAACGGCCCUCUGCACCAAACGCUGGUCCACUCGGCAGUGGGCGCUCAGGAGUCCAGCGUCGUCCCUCAAACUUUCAUCACAACCUGCACCGAAUUAGAGGACUUGCGUGCCUUGGUGCAAGAGGGCGGCACAGAGGUGACCGUUGUGACAGAAGGAAAUGCGGCUACAGUGAAUUCGAAGAGUCCGACCGGACUGGCCACAGAAUCCACUGUCGAUCCAGUGGAGGGUCAAGGGCAGUGCCUUAGCAUGUGAAAGCUUCGAACAAAGCGGAACCUUUUAAACGGACAUUUACUGCAACAUAAGCUACUUUGCCUGGAGCAAACUUUUUCGGGGGUCUGGUGUUAACUUUAGUCAUGUACUUACAGUGAUGUUAGAUUUAAACUUUUUUUUUUUUGGAAUAUCAAAUUCAUAAUGUGGAGGUGUAAUAGUAGAACUUGGACUCAUGUACUCUCAUAAGCACUCUCAUAAGCAGACGUGGGGAACAUGUGGCAUGUGGGCCGCUUUUAAGGGCUGUAAACAUGGAAAGCAAUUGAGUAUUUAUACUCCAGGUAUACACCCUUGAUAUCCAAAUAAAGGUCCAUUUCCUGACCGACAGAGUGAGCAAAACUUCCGCUAAUGCUACUUCUGUUCAACUAUCUGAGGAGAGGGCCGUGCAGGAGUAGAAGGAUAUGAGGAAUACAUGACAAGGCAUCUUUAUGUAUAUUUCAUCCACCAGGUAACUCAAUGUGCUUCACAUAGUUACAAAACAAGAUAAAGGCAAAAUACAACAUUUCAAGGCAAAAGAUGUUUUAAUUUUUUUUUAAAUUGAAGACAUUUAAAAGCAAAGUAGAAAAUAGUGGGGGGAAAGUACUGUACUUGCAAGUCAAAACUGUUACUAGAAACGUGGGAAAAACGUUACUGAUGAGGCAGUUCUACUAACGAGAGUGUACAGUACUGACAUAUGGACCUUAAGCUAGAUAUCAGGGAUGUCUA